Lytechinus pictus (painted urchin) is the source of this 645-nucleotide messenger RNA. Its product is annotated as arf-GAP with coiled-coil, ANK repeat and PH domain-containing protein 2-like. The coding region runs from base 83 to 625 and encodes 180 amino acids. Lineage: Eukaryota; Metazoa; Echinodermata; Echinoidea; Temnopleuroida; Toxopneustidae. The record is from RefSeq and is a predicted model, not a curated record. Gene Ontology annotation, cellular component: cytoplasm. Gene Ontology annotation, molecular function: protein binding; GTPase activator activity. The transcript is spliced from 8 exons.
CAGGUCAGCUCUUGAAGAUGCAGAGGCAGAUAUCUCGGAUCUGGAGCAUAAGCUUGAAAAGCUGGUGAAGCUGUGCAAUAUCAUGGUAGAUGCAGGAAAGGCUUACAACAAUGCUUUCGGGUCUUUUAUAACAGGUACUAAUGAGAUUAUGAAGUACUUCAGAGGAGACGAUACUGUACAGGACUACCUCCUGAAAUUCAUGGGUGCCAUGAAUGAGACCAGAAAUUACCAAGCAAUACUUGAGGAUCAGGCAAUAAGAGCCGUCUCUAAAAGUCUGAGUACUUUCAUUAAAGGAGACUUGAAGAAGGUUAAGGAAGCAAAGCGAUUGUUUUACAAAAUCAGUGACGACUACGACAAUGCCUUACACAAGAACGCCCAGACUGUCAGGACUAAACCGCUGGAAGCGGAAGAAACUCUCAACGUCCUCACUGCAACUCGUUCAGCCUUUGGUCACACUGCACUGGAUUAUGUGUUUCAGAUCAACAUUGUCCAGUCCAAAGAGAGACAUGAAGUUCUCAACACGUUGCUGUCCUUCAUGCAUGCCCAGUUCACAUUCUUUCAUCAAGGUUAUGAUCUCCUGAAGGAUCUCAACCCAACCUUCAAGGAACUAGGCAAUAAGGUAUAACCACUUAUUUUAUUCAUGAA